CCAAUGCAACCAAUACAAAAAGUAAGUGUGGCGCCUUGGCAAUAUACUAGUGUAUUGCAAUAUUAUUUUUUAAAUAUAAUUUAUAUAUUUUUUUUUUGCUUUUUAUUUUCUUUUUUCAAAUCACUUUUUUCGGUAUGGGAUUGGGACUGUAUUGGCAGAUUUUCAAGAUCAGGUGACUAGGACUCAGGUGCAAAAAUAUGCGAUCGGGGCAUCCCUAAUCUUCAUUUAGUUUUAUAGUUGACUUCAACGGGCUUGAAAACCACAAAUAUCCAACUCUUUUUGCAGGAUUUCUUUCUAUCUGAAACUCCGAUCACCGAAAUUGAUGUAAUUUUUUUAAGAAUGCUAUCUCGAUACUAAAAUUGUCCAGGCCCAGGACAUCAUCAGAUUAUCGUUAGCUGCUUGCAAUAUUUGUCAUCAAUUGCUUUUGUUCCGCAUCAUCUAAUUUGGCACAAGUGGCUUCUUUCUAAUCAUAGCCCAUGUCCUCAAACAUACCUAAGAUCUUACAUGAGUAGUGGACAACCUUGACUGACUGACACAAAUAUUUUUGCAAAGGCAAAGCAGUACAGCUGCUUACAAUAAUACGACAACAGGAAAAAACUGCCCAUUGCCUGUGUUGCUGUGUGAGUUGCAGCAUUUGGUCAAUAUGCAGCUAACUAAAAAGUCACACGAAGAGUCUUGUGCUGAUUGGCCGGCUCGUGGAAAUCUGGAUUCCAACCAAUAAGACUUCAGACACACUCACUCACACACAUUCGGAAUCAUCAAUUCAGUUUUCGAAUGUGUGUGUUUUCUAUGAAUGGCCAGCAGCACCCAGUUUUGCAAUAGGGAAAAUAAAGGGGUGGGCUCACAAGAAUUCUGCCCCCCUCUCUCUGCCCCUUGCCUGCCCCUCCUCUCAAGCAACAUUGAACACAGGCGAAGAGAGAAAGCGAGAGAGAACUGAAGAGCGAGGUGAAGGGAAGAAGACAAAGAGAAGACAGUUUUCGCUCUAUUCGGGAUUUACCUCAUAUUUGUUAAUGAUUUUAUUCUACAGAUUUUGUUUGGUCUACAACACAUCCAUCAUCCUUUACUUAAAAUGUCAUGAUGUCAGAUACGACAGCAUUCUUUACCAAAUUUGCCAGUGGAUUACUAGAACAACGUGGAUGGAUUUUUGUUGAAGAGAGGAGCGUAUCAUUUUUUUUUCCCAUGGAUGUUUUGUUGUUCACUAUCCUCCCUCCACUUGCUUUCUUUUGUAUUAGCGCGCCCUCCCGCCUUCCCUUCUUCGCUUGGAUGCACAGGCUGUUUUUGUGAUACAACAGCUCUCCUUCCCAUAGGAUUUUGUUUGACCCAUACAAGCUUUGUCCCCUAGACUUCUUCCUACAUCUUGGGAUUACAUUGCUUGAAUCUAAAGAUGACUUUCCCCUCUCUGCACUAUUUUCGUCAGUGGAUACAUUUGCUGCUCAAUGACCUGCUUUGCUAACAUACAUUUUUUGUGACCCGAGAAGAAGCACCAAGACUUUAAAUGUACUCACUGCUGCAUUCCUUUCUAACUCAAAUCUGAUGUUUAAUUUGGCAAGCCAACAGCAAUAUUACCAUGAAUGUUUUUGUUUUUUUGUGCUGGUUUGAUUUUCAUUAAUUGACUUGAACUACUAGUCCUACAGAAUGGAAUUCACGUGAUAACCUGCAGACAGUGUGGUGAAAAUGAAGAAGACACACAGCAGCACACUGAGGCGGGCAUGGCCCAGCUCUGAACUGUCAGAGCGCUUACUGUCAACAACAGCCUGUGCAGAGCCUCACAAGAGUCGACGCUCUCACAGUGAGAAGGACUACAGAAUCCGCAAACACAGAAAGAAGAACCACUAUCCUGCACAGUAUGUGUGUCAGAGUCCACCUGCUUACUUUUACACAGGUGAUGUGUCACCCAUCAGUAUGUCCCCUAUCAGCCAAUCCCAGUUCAUCCCUCUGGGAGAAGUAUUGGUAUUGGCUAUCUCUGCUAUGAACUCUGCACAUAAACCUGUCACCCAGGAGGCCCUAACGGAACACCUCCAGACAUGUUUUCCAGGUGUUCCCACACCAACAGAGGAGGUCCUUCACCACACCCUUAACAUGUUGGUCCGUGAACGCAAGAUCUUUCCAACACCUGACGGAUAUUUUAUUGUCACUCCUCAAACUUACUUCAUCACUCCAAGCCUAAUCCGAACUGGCUCCAAGUGGUACCACUUAGAUGAGCGAUCUGCUGAACGACACCAACAUCAGAAUCAACAGCAGAAUCAGCAGACUCAGUGCACCUCUCCUCUCUCUGGCACCAUCACGCCAUCUACUUCUGGUGGGGUGAGAGAUCGAAGUCACCCGAAAUCUAACCAAAACCACAGCGGGGGUGGCGGAGGCGUGGAAUCCUUUUUUAACAACACCUAUCGUGGGGACGACCCCCCCAGUCACCACACUACUCUGCAGCUCCGAUCCCCCAAAGACCACCGGGAGGCAUAUUCGUCUCCGCACUCUCCACAGUCACCACCUCAGCCAGCAGGAGGUAACACAGAAAAGAGCCGCAGCACCCUCGGGUUCCCUUUCAAGACGGACACGCUCACAAAGCAUCGCGGAGGGGGAGGAGGAACUGGUGAGCUGGAAAAGCAGCCAGGAAGUGGUACGGCGAGUCGCAAGUUUGGUUUGAAGCUGUUUCGUCUCAGCUUUAAGAAAGACAAGACAAAGCAGCUGGCCACCUUCUCUGCACAGUUUCCCCCUGAGGAGUGGCCUCUUCGUGAUGAGGAGGCACCUAGCCAGCUCCCGCGUCACAUAGAGAUGGAAAUUAUCCGCAGGAUUAACCCUGAUCUCACAGUGGAGAACCUUGCCCGGCACACGGCAGUCAUGAAGCGCCUUGAAGAGGAGCGGGCACAGAGGAGCAAAGCAUCAUCGGCCAAUCACAGUUCAAGAAGUAGAAGAAGUGGGGGCAGACACAGGAAGCCGUCUCAGACCAAACUUAGUCGCUCGCAUAGUAAGACAAGGGCGUCCCGGGGUGAGCAGAGCGAGAGUUCCCAUCUGGAAUUAACCGACCGGGACUAUAGAGCUUACUCAUCAUCACUAGCUCGAUCACCGAGGGAACACGCCCUGGCCAUGGAGCGUCAACGGACGCGCCUCCAUCUGGCACAUAGCAACCCCAACAUCCUUGACUCGUCCCACCUACCGGUCACACCAGAGUGGGACGUAUCUGGAGAGCUUGCAAAACGACGGACAGAAAUGCCUUUCCCUGAGCCGUGUCACGGCCCAUCAGCACACCACUCGAAAGUCCACCGUUCCCACUCACACACGCAGGAGAGGAAGUCUAGGAAUGAACGCAGCGAUAAAGCCAAGGAACGUUCCAGAUCAAUGGAAAACUCAAAAGGACCUCUUGGAGCUGGCUUGAUAGGACCACCAAGUUACUACGAUGAUCGAAGUCGUUACUACACUGAUGAUGGAACAUUACGAGCCAACCAGGGCUCUUGCCAUUACACUCAUGCCACUCCCCCAUUGGCUAAGAUGCCUGGGGAAUCACUUGGGUUGGACAGUGGCAGGAGUUUAGAGAAAUGUAAGAGCCGGGACAGUCUGCCAGCAUACUCUCCUAAACCACAGCACAACUCUGUCCCUCCUGAUGGCUACUUCCAGUGCUCCGGUUCUUCUGAGGCUAUACUCACAGCCCCAAGCCCACUGGGAACUCUUGGCAAAAGUAGCCAAGAUGGGUUGAAAUUGGGCUGCACUGAGAGGCAAACAGAAAGACAAACACCACAUCCUCAAGAAUUGAAGGAGGACUUUUCAAAAGCGGGACCUAAAGGUGGCAGUCUGCCUCCAAUACCUCUCUCCAUGCCAGAUCCCCCUGUUUCGAAUGCACGACCUCUCCACAGUGCCUCCUGUGGUCAAGAAAAACGUAAGGAGAUCUUUAGUAAAGAUACACUUUUUAAACCACCUCCUAGCCUUCCUUUGCCAGGAUACAGCUCUUUGAGGAAAACCCCAGUCCUUGCCUCCUCCACUCUGUCUUCAUCCUGCGAUGCACUUGAUUCCCAGGAGGCCUUUGAUGCUCCCAAACCCCUGGUUGCCACGCCCUCUGCCCCCAUACAGGGGAUUGAACCCACAACCAGUGCUGCAGAGGCUUCCUUUGACUAUUACAAUGUUUCAGAUGAUGAUGAACUUGAAGAGGGAGGAACUAAAAGUACAGGAGAGGACGGCAAAAGUGGAGGAGGUGUUGUUGGAAUGGGAGGAGGUGGAGCAGGCACCAUGCAGUGGCUGUUAGAAAGAGAGAAAGAAAGGGAUCUGCAGAGAAGGUUUGAAAGAACCCUCACCUUCCCAGGUUCGAAAGAGAACCUUCCAGAACCCAGUCAGAAUCAGCAGUCAGCACACUCUGCAAGACUUGACAGUAUGGACUCCAGCUCAGUUACUGUUGAUAGUGGAUUCAACUCACCAAGAACAAGAGAGAGUCUUGCAUCGAACACCUCGUCCAUAGUGGAGAGUAAUCGUCGGCAGAAUUUGGCCCUGAGUCCUGGCCACCUCGGAAUUACAAAUAGCAACGGUCCCCCUUUCUCAUUCCGCACCAUCCCAGAACCAGCUGGCAGCCAACCGGAGAAACUCCAAAAGCCUAACGCCUGCCUUGCAUCAAUCACCAGCGUCUAGAGGCCGUGAUAAAGGACAAGAGGAAGUCCUACUCAAUGGACUGUUAAACAUGCAGACUGUCACAUUGACUGAAUCAGUGGUGCUGCCACGAGACCACUGUGGAACUAUAGCUGAUAAUACUCACAGACAAAGGAAUUUAGACUACCAUGAGACUACUGUCUCAUAAACACACACAUACACGCAUACACCAUUCCGCUGGGCAGACUAACCAUGUCAUUUCAUAGCCUUGUGUUUACACACCGCUGUUGUGUUCUUUCACUUGCGUGGGUUCUACUUUGUGUGUGGGUGUGUUUUCAGUCGUGUGAUUUGGUGGGUGUGUGACGUGUGGGAUAUGGUUGUGUACCAGUAAUCUGGAAUCUCAGGUCAUAUAACUCCAACUCCCAUUCCAGCUGCUCCACAUCAGUGCAUCUCCGUCUGAUGGUGUAUUUUCACACCGAAGGGUCUGUGGCUCUACUAACUAAUCACUUUGUCUCAUCACUUUGCUUGAAUAUAGCCAACAUUGAUCAAAAAUGGGAGUUGGGCAGACUGAUAUUACUUACAGUAUAUAACAUGUGCCCAGUGCAUUUAAUUCAAGUACACGGAUAGUAAUGUUAAUAUUGAUCAACUAUGACCCGGUUUAAAAGAUUUCACUGAUCCUGGGCUAGUCACACACGCACACGCAUACCCACAAUGUAAAUCUAUGGUACAUGAUAAUUCUAGCGGUUUGUCAGUCAGUUGGAUUCCUGAAUGACCAAUUCAAGGGCACUUCUACAAACAUUCAAAACCAGAAAUUGAAAUUUCUUGAUUCUCUCAUUUUCACAGUAUUGAAAAAGAUAAGCAAAGUUGCAAACUUGUCAUCAAUUGUAACUAUUUCCUUGAUUUAUGGCUCCAAAUUGGACACCUCUGUGCUUUUUCAUUCAUCUCGUCCUCUGAUUGCUGCUGCCUCACUUCUGUUGUAUACAGUACUGCAGGAAAUGCACAGCUUUCUUCUGGGACAACAACCAGAAAAGGAUGGUCACAUUAAAGGCCUAUAAAUCUAAGUACUAUUGCAAUUGGUGCACUAUGGACAAAUGUUCUCAGAUGUUUGCAAUGCAAACUGUCAUCGAAAUGAGGUUUUAUAUACUGUAUACAUAUUUAUAUAUAUUUGCUCCCAGUUUUCUUGAGCUUGAUCUAAAAUGUCUACAUACAGAACACGAUGGGCCAUUUCCUUCAAAUUUUCAUAAAUCUGUCUAAAUCUGUCAAUGAGAAUUUCUCCUUUGUGGAGAUAAUCCAUCCCACCUAACAAGCGUUGCAUAUCAACAUGCUGAUUAGACAGCAUUAUUGCACAGCUGUACCCUAGACUGGCCGCAAUAGGAGUUUUAUCACAUAGCACAAAGUCACAGAUAUCCCACAUUUUGUAGAAGUGUGCACCCAGAAUGCGCACCAAAGCUAUUGCCCAUGAAUUGAUUGUUCAUUACUCUUCCGUAACCCAUCUCCAAAGGCAUUUCAGACAAUUUGUCAGUACAUCCAAUUGGCCUCACAACCACAGACUACAUGUGACCACAUCUGCCCAGAACUUCCAUAAUCAGCAUGUUCACCUUCAAGAGCAACUGAGAUCAGCCACCCAGACAGCUGCUGCAACAAUCGCUUUGCAUAACCAAAGAAUUUCUGCACAAACUCAGAAACCAACUCAGGGAAGUUCAUCCGCAUGCUUGUCGACCUCAUCGGGGUCUCGACCUGAUUGCAGUUUGUCGUUGUAACUGACUUAAGUGGGCGAAAUCUCACAUUCAAUGACGUCUGGCACGUCGGAAAGGUCUUCUCUUCACAGAUGAAACCUGGUUUUCAAUAUUCAGGGCAGAUGGCAGGUACCGUUUGUGGCAUCUUUUAGAAGAGAUACCCUGACAAGAUCCUAAGGCCCAUUGCUGUGCCAUUUGUCCACAACCAUCUCCUCAUAUUGCAAGGAGCUAUACCAGGGGUGGGCAAACUGGUUCUCAAGGGCCACAGCGGGUCCUGGUCUUUGUUCCAACCAAUCUAGCACAGACAGUUUAACCAAGGUUAUUUCAGUGGAAACAAGAAGCACCUGACUGAAAUCAACUGGUUGUACUUGUAAAACACAAGAUUGGUGAAAAGUCCUCUUAGGUGGGAUGGGUUGGAACAUAAAACUGCACCUACUGUGGCCCUUUGUGGAAUAGUUCGCCCACCCCUGAUUAAUACACAACUGGAAGCUAAAAUCAUCCCAGUUCUUGCAUGGCCAACAUACUCACUAGACAUGUCAACAAUUGAGAAUGUUUGUGGUUCAUAUGAUUGGCGUAUGAGGGAGCGUAAAACAGUUCCUGCCAAGCAACUUCACAAAGCCAUUUAAGAGAAGUAGAAAACAUUCCAUAGGCUGCGAUCAAUAACCCGAUCAAAUCGAUGCGAAGUAGAUGACUAGUUUUCUGACCCACUCCAGACCCCACAAUAAAUAACUGCACAUUUCAAUGUGACUAGCCUAAGGCACACCUGUGUGACAAUCAUACUAUUGUCUAAUCAGCAUUUUUAUAUGCCACACCUGUGAGGUGGGAUGGAUCAUCUUGAAUUAGGAGAAAUACUAACAGAUUUAGCGGCCAUUUACAUGGUGACACACAUGACAAAUUUUAUGUUUGCUUUUACAUGGUUCUGUCUCCAUUCGAAUGAUUUCGCAAUUCCGUGUAAAAACGAUGUAGUAUUCAUGCCAGCCCUAAGGGGGCAGUGCAGUUUAAGGCGACAGCCAAUGAUGCAAUUCCUUGACAACAACCUCCUCAGCCCGGAAGACAACAUGCCCGCCCACUCCAAGCUAUGGUGUCCAUGCGUUUUUUCUUUUGCUUCAAAAGGCUCAAAAACGCUAACAUAAAAUAUAUUUGAAUUAAAAACAUUAUAAAAACAGUAAAUUAAAGCCGAUGUUCCACCUUCUUUGCUGUUUUGAAUGUUUGACUUUGCAUGCCCAAAAUGACGUGUGUGAGUGCUGACGUCACCAGAGCGAGAACGUUCCAUUCAUAUGGUUGCGGAGCAAUCCCCGCAAUCAAAUCAUUCCGCUUUGGAGGCCGGAAUCAAAAUUUUGUGUCUUCGCCUUACGUUUUCGCCGUCAACAUGUAAAGGCGUGGCCAUUCCAUAAUAAAAUCUUUGCGUCCUGGUGUCGCAGCGUCACUAUGUAAACGGCCCGUUAGACAAAUUUGUGUAAGAUAUAUUUGAAGGAAAUGACAACGCAGGGGUGUCCAUGCUUUUUAACUGAGGGCCGUAGUCAGUCCAGGGUUUCAUUUCAACCAAUGAAGAGGACACGUUUUCAGCCAUCUGGUGUGUUACAAGUGUAAUCAGUUAAUUGCAGUCAGGUGCUGCUUGUUUCUGCAGAAACCCCAUUGGUUAAUUUGUCUGUGCUGGAUCGAUUGGAACAAAAACCUGCACCCACUGCGGCCCUUUGUUUAAUAGAUUGGACAUCCUUGGUCUAGCAUGUAUGUAGAAGUUUUAGAUCUUUUUAAGUCCAACUGUGAAAAAUGGGAGCAAAACCAGGAGUUCAAUUUGUAUUGAGUUCAACAUGCUGUUAUGUAGACUAGACAAAGUCACUCAUGACCUAAAUUUUUGUCAGCGACCCAAAUUGUUUGGAAAUGGAAAUUUCUCAAUAUAAUCACAAAUGCUAACCAUUGAUAAUAGCAAUGAACAUUGUAUAUCAAGACUAGGGUUGGGCAUCGAGCAUCGAUGGGAUCCGGGACUGACACUCCAGUUCUCCUGAAACCGUUCGAAUUUUUUAAUUUUGAUUCAAAGUUGCCCUGACCGCCGACCAGUAAAAAUAGCUGCCGAACACCAAGUAAAAGAAGCCACAUGAAUACUAGCUCCAUUAUGAGCAAAUCAUAUGAACUGGCUAAUUUAGCUUAGCACAAAAACAUGUUGCUUCGCUUCACAUAAAUAACAACAAAGUAACAGAAUAAACACACCGAAAGGAUAUCAGACCCUCAUUAAAACGUGCCAACUUAAAUUUGGUACAUCUUGUAUAUUUUGUUGAUUUUGUUUUAUGAAGGGUUCCCAACGAUGUGUAGUGCAUAGUAGGCGUGUAGCGUCUGUACACCUUACGGAUUCUUUUCCAACUAAUGUUAUUUUUGCCUGCUGCUUCCAGUACGUCCCCACUAGGGGAAGCCCAGUGCACAUAGCAAAACCAAAGAAAAAUGGUAGUCCCGAGUUACAAUAGUGACAUCUUGUGGACGGAUGAACAAUAUAUCAUUUUAGAAAGAAAUAACACUUAAAAAGUAGUCAAAUUAAGAUCAAGGGACAGAACACUCACUCCCUGGCCAUUAACUAACUUGUAGAAAUACCACCUAAAACAAACAAUGCAAUACAAUAAUUGCCUGCCACAUAAGACACUCUAAAACAUAGGCAAAAGAAUAUGUGUAAAUGUUUUCUCCGUGAGCUUUUGAAAAAUAAAUUUCUUUGUGAACGUGCACUCCUGUGGAAAGAAACUUCAUUAUAUUAUAGUUCAAAGACUGAUAUAUAUAUGUAAAUUGAAAAUAGGCCUGUAAGAAAUUCAUUGCAAAGUUAAUUGAAAGUUUAUAUAUUUAAAAAAAUUAUCGAGAAGUUAAAUUAAUGUAAACUAUGCAUUUAAAUUUUUUUUUUUUUUUUUACCCUGGCUAUUAAAAGAUUCGGAAUCGAGAAUCAUUUGGAACGGGAAUCGGAACUGUUCAAAUCCAAACGAUGCCCAACUCUAAUCAAGGCCAAGAAAACUGAAGCUGUCAAGUAAAAAAAAUAAUAAUAAUAAUAAUGGUUUCAUAUUUAACAUUUCCUGUAAUCAGUCAGGUUUGAUGCAAAAAAAAAAAAAUAUUAUUGAAAUGUUUGAGUAUGAUGUAUAACGGAGAGGCUUGGUUACUAACACACUAGAAAUGAUCGCCGAGGCAUUCAGUGGACAUGAGUAAUUGUGUUUUCGUUGACAUAACCAGCUAAAAGUUGCAAGGAGUUCAUGACAUGACAUGGCAUGAGAGUAUGAACAAUUCAGAACCUGGGAUUCAAAUGCAAAAUGAGCAGCUGUACUGUUAUUUGAAUGUCCAUUUGGAUGAUGCAGUCGUAUGGUUUUGAAAAUGAAUCCAUUUAAGUGUUGUUCACAUAGCAGAGUUGUGAUUUCACUUCUUUUAUUUCAGUAUUUUUUUUCAUACCGAACGAAACAUUCCUAAGUAUCUCGUUCAUGACUAGCUAACUGGAUUUUAAAUGAUUCGAUUCCUGAGACAAGCUCACUCAUGGUGCUUUUGGUCAUCUUGUUAAUCAAAAGAAGUGAUGAUAUAGUUGAAAUAUAGUAUUAAAUGGCUGCUUACUUGCGAUGAAUUCACCUCCAUACUAAUGGCAAUUAUACAAUAUAUCCCAUUUAAGAAGUUAAACAAGACUGAGCAGGAGGACACAUUGACUUGCCUGUGUGACAGUAGAGCCCUGGGUUGAAACGAAUCUGACCACUCACUCUCAGAAAAUCCUGAGAUACUAUUGGUCCUGUCCCAGUUGGAGAUCCCUCCUGAUGCAGGCACAGUAGGUUUACCAGCCAUCCUGAUGUGGUCGUCCUCCAAGCUCCUUUCAACUACCUCCACAACAGCAAAAAUACAGCCCAUCCUUCCCAUGAUCGCACCGUCAUCAGCCUCUGGCCUGUGAAUGUCUGCACAUACAGUACAUACGGUACACACUACACAUCCAAGUGCUGGACUCCCUGACUUUUUAUUUACCUUGGUUGAAUAUCUGCGUAGCUGCUAAUAAGCGAGUAAACUGAGUGCAAAGAUGGGGGGGGGGGAAGGGUUAUCUCAGAUUGGGGAUAUGCACAUUGUAAAGCUCCACUUAAAGCUCUUUAGAACGCCAAACAACGAUAUAUAUUGAAAUGACCUUAUGGUGUACGACAGCUUUAUUAUCUUCUCUGUACCAGAGUACUGACAUUUGUCUUAUAUUCAUAUGUUUUGCUCUCAAUGACAUACUACGAUGAAAAAAGUUGAAAAUCUGUUGUUCCUGGCAUUGCUAGCUAGCAAUAACUCUUCCACCAAUCAGUACAGUUGAGUUUUGUACGAUAACCAAACGUCCCACAGUGGCCCUUCAUUGGAAUGCCAGAUAUUUUCACUGAUGAAUACUCAAUUCAAGGGAGUUUUCUUACUAUUCAAGCUCAAAAUCAGGGUCUUUCAUCUAUAUGUAACGUUACAAACUGAUAUGUACUUCUUGGUGGAGAUGUGGUCCAAAACUCAACACCAGUCAUACUUGGAUUAUGGUUCCAGUCAUUGGAGCACUGCAAUAUGUUUUGGUUGUAAGCCUGUGUAUUCAAUAUUGAAGAAUAUAAUGUAGUCAUGUACUCUGAGUUCUCUUAAAGCAGUCUCUUCUUCAGCCCAAACCACUAGACCUUUCGUACUCCUCGCAUAAUUACAGCUGGGCUCCAGUGCCGAGUCUACCUCUCCAGAGGGAACAUGUAUCAGCUGUACCUAGUAUCGGUUGGUUCCCUAUUCUUUCAAUUUGACACAGUCAUGGUCUAAUUUCUAUUCUACCAUUCCAGUGUUCUCAGCUGCCCUCUUUCGAAAACUAAAGUCAGCUUGUAUUGUACCACUAAUCUAGGAUUAACCACUGAGUUACAGAUUCAGACCCUUCCAAAACCACAUCUGGGCUCUAACCUGUAGUUCCACCUCUAGACCAGGGCUGUAGUCUCAUGUAUGUUGGAGGUCAAGAGGUUCUGUAUCUCAUGUCUGAUAUUUGCACUGCCCCUUGCCCAAUUCUCCUACUUCUACCGCUACUCUAUUGCCCUCCAACCAGCCAUCAUAUCCAACAGUACAUCCCUUUUCUACACUGACAGUCUAUGAAAUGUCUUCCCUUAACAUCGGCAGUGGGUUCUGAAACUUGAGGUUCAACAAUAACAUUGCUUCAAAUGGUGACAUACCUGUAAAUGAUGUUUAUCUGUCAUGCCUAGUCAACUAAUUUAAACAAUAAAAAGAGGGAUUUAAAAAAAAAUAUCAAAUGUCUAUAAUAUCUGAAAGUCCCUUUGAUGUUAGUACUGGUGUUACCAUUGUUGUAGUGUACGUGAUACCCUAUGGGAAUUGUGUUACUUUUUAAGAUAAUAAAAAUAAUGAUGUUUGGUUACUUUGUGUGGUGUUUUGGGUUUUAUUGUACGCUGGAAAUCCUAAAAUCA
Molecule: messenger RNA, 11704 nt
Organism: Corythoichthys intestinalis (scribbled pipefish)
Lineage: Eukaryota; Metazoa; Chordata; Actinopteri; Syngnathiformes; Syngnathidae
Product: storkhead-box protein 2-like
Exons: 5
Coding region: 1675-4611 (978 amino acids)
Biological process (GO): regulation of transcription by RNA polymerase II
Cellular component (GO): nucleus; cytoplasm
Molecular function (GO): RNA polymerase II transcription regulatory region sequence-specific DNA binding
Source: RefSeq, a predicted model, not a curated record